This is a messenger RNA of Sus scrofa (pig), 2423 nucleotides long. RefSeq names its product olfactory receptor 51I2-like. The record is from RefSeq and is a predicted model, not a curated record. Gene Ontology annotation, cellular component: plasma membrane. Gene Ontology annotation, molecular function: olfactory receptor activity; G protein-coupled receptor activity. Gene Ontology annotation, biological process: G protein-coupled receptor signaling pathway. NCBI's taxonomy places the organism in Eukaryota, Metazoa, Chordata, Mammalia, Artiodactyla, Suidae.
UAGGAGAAAAAUGACAGAACAGUGUAAACCAGCUAUAAUGGAAAAAAUAAAAAUCAUCAUAUAAAAAAAGAGAUACUACUGGGCUAUUACAUUUGAUAGCCCAGUAGGGAGUGAGUGCUUGAUUCUAGGGCUAGAGGAGGCGUCCCAACCAGAGACAGAAAUUUGGGAUGACUGACACACACACACAGAAGAGAUAAGAAGGACACUGUGAGUACAAAAUAACUGUGAAGACAGCUUAUGAAAGAGUAGAUAAAUGAGUGACUACUAACUGUGUGAGGACAAUAAAGAUUUUGUUUUUUUUGUUAUUGUUUGUUUUCUACCAUAGUAGAUCCUGAAGUUUAUUCUCAGUAAAGAAGCUGGUGUGGGGUGGGACACGUGACGCUGAUAUGAAUGAUUCAAACCCUUGAUUCUUGAACUUGGCUGCCUAUUGGAAUUAGCUGGGAAGUUAAACCAAAAAAAAGACAAAAACUGAUUCUUGAAAUUACUGCCAGAGAUUUAAUUAGUACAAGGGUGGUCCAGGCAAAAGAGCUUUGGAAAACUCUUCACGUGAAUCUAACGUAUAGCACAGUUUGAGAAUCUUUAAAGAGAGGAAAAACGUGUGAACACACAAGAGAAAAACCAAGAGCAAUCAGGAGUGGAGGAGCAUGAGAUGCUGGACCCUUGGUGAAAAAGUGAGGAACUCAUGCAACAAAGAGAAGAUGAGGAGCUGGGAUGAUGCUUGAGUGCAGGCAAGAGAGAACACAGCUCAGAGUCGGACCAAAAACGGCGUCCCUUGCACAUGCGGGGCUGUGUUAGCCAGGGAGGAGUAUUAAGGAAAACUCAUGGAGGGCAUCCUGUACCUCGUUUUGUGAAAAAGGUGGUGGCUAGAACGGGUAGAAAGGGCAGAAUCAUUUUAUGCUAUUAGAGACAAAAUUGAGUAUUUCUGCAAAGAAUAACAAGCCAGGAAGAAUAAGAUAAAAUGUCCAAAAAAGAAAGUCAGAGGAUUUUGUGGGGAAGGAAUUGGAGCCUGUGACCCAUCUAUAGACAUGAUCAGACUGCAGAAGGCUUGAGGUGUAAUCAGUGACUCCUAUCCUGCUCUUUUCUAAUCCUUCUUGAUCCUUGGUAUACGUCUAAGGAGACUUGUCCCUUCUGUCCUGGACAGUGACCACUCCUUUAACUGUCUGGCCUCACUUCAUUCUGGUUGUAUUUCCACCAAAGUUCCUCGGGGACCCUCAUGGGAAGUUUUGGCACUAACAUCACGGGCAUGACCAGCUUCACACUAACGGGCUUCCCAGAGAUGGAGGGACUGGAGCACUGGGUAGCGGCCCUCCUCUUGCUGCUCUACGCUGUCUCCAUCCUGGGCAACGUCCUCAUCCUCUUUAUCGUAAAGGAGGAGCAGAGCUUGCACCAGCCAAUGUACUACUUCCUGUCUGUGUUGUCCGUCAAUGACCUGGGUGUGUCCUUGUCUACUCUGCCCACGGUCCUGGCUACCUUGUGCUUUCGUGCACCAGAGGCUGCCUUGGAUGCCUGCCUGACCCAGAUGUUCUUCAUCCACUUUUUCUCCUGGACAGAGUCUGGGGUCCUGUUGGCCAUGAGUUUUGACCGCUAUGUGGCCAUCUGUAACCCCUUGCAUUAUUCUACGGUGCUCACUGAUACCCGUGUGGCUCACAUGGGCAUAUCCAUCACCCUCCGCAGCUUCUGCAUGGUCUUCCCACUGCCUUUCCUUCUGAAGAGGCUGCCCUUCUGUAAAGACACCGUGUUGACCCACUCCUACUGCUUGCACCCAGACCUGAUCCGCCUGCCCUGUGGAGACACCACCAUCAACAGCAUGUAUGGCCUGUUCAUUGUCAUCUCUGCCUUUGGUGUGGACGCUGUGCUCAUCCUCCUCUCCUACGCGCUCAUACUGCGCUCCGUGCUGGCCAUUGCCUCCCAGGAGGAGAGGCUUAAGACCUUCCACACAUGUGUGUCUCACGUCUGCGCUGUGCUCAUUUUCUAUGUCCCCAUGGUCAGUGUGUCCAUGGUCCAUCGGUUUGGGAAGCACGCCCCUGAGUAUAUACACAAGUUCAUGUCCCUGGUAUAUCUCUUUGUGCCUCCAGUGCUCAACCCCAUCAUCUAUUCUGUUAAGACUAAGGAGAUUCGUAAGAGGCUACACAAGAUGUUACUGGGACCUAAGCACUAAUCAGACAGAGAGAGUUUGUUGUUAUUGCUGAUGUUUGGGCUUCUAAGCUUGUCUGUUGGACGGUGUUAAUAUUCUAUACAUGGACCUACAGUUGGGUACCUACUGUUAGCUGUAUGGUGUAGCCUGGCUGUAAUCCAUAACUUAAAAUAUCAAGCUGCCCUAACAAAAGCACAGGUUGCCAAAAGGACUUCUCUUGGACUCAAUAAAGAAGCGAGUUUUUAACCAAAUCCUUUUAUUUGUCCCAAUCUACUAGUAUCAUACACAC